GUAAGGACUUCCAGUCAACGUGUACAGUUAUUCGUGGAGGUUAAGCCAUUAUUAAUAAUGGACGUAACCACCGAAGAAAAUUGCCUUUUAUGUCUUGACUUCUUGUUCUUUUAAUUGACUUAUUUGCUUCCUAGAUCACCGAAGAUUAUUUUAUAAGUAGGAGAACUGCCUUCGAUUUUGAAACCAGAAUAGCUGAUACAGUAUCUUAAUCUCAGUGUUCAUGGAUAUGUGGGGGCGGGUUUAUUCGUUUCUUUUUGUUUUCCUCCAAAUAUUUUCUCUUUCUCCAUGCGUGGCUUUUGAUAUUCUCAAACAAGACAAAUUUCUUCAUGUUCAGAAACCAGAAGAUGUUUUGGUUUCUGCAAAUGGUGUCUUCAAUGCCGGGUUUUACCCUGUUGGCGAAAAUGCAUUCUGCUUCUCCGUAUGGUUCUGCAAUUCAAUCGAUCCCAAUCGCACCGUUGUUUGGAUGGCCAACCGUGACCAACCGGUAAACGGAAUAGGUUCAAAGCUUGAGCUAUUGAGGAACGGAAAGCUUAUCUUGACCGACGCAGGCAGAAGAACAGAAUGGACUGUAGACUUUGUUGCAGCUUCCCCUGUUCAGCUAAAGCUUCUCAAUACUGGGAAUCUUGUUCUUCAACAACUAGAUGGUACGGAUGAUGCCUUCCUCUGGCAAAGUUUUAAUUCCCCCGCAGAUACCUUGCUUCCGGAUCAAGUAUUAACCAAAGACACUUACCUUAUCUCAUCAAAGAGCCGAAGCAACUAUUCUUCUGGUAAUUAUAAGCUUUAUUUUGCUGAUAAUAAUGUCCUGCGCCUUAGCUACCAAGUCCCCGACAUAACCAGUGUCUACUGGCCAGCUCCAUGGCUUGUUCCUUGGGAAAAGGGAAGUGAAAGGUCUACAUAUAACAGCAGUCGUGUUGCUGUACUAAACUCUUCAGGUUAUUUCAGGUCAUCGGAUGAUUUGUGGUUUUGGGCCGCAGAUUUGGGUAUAGGUCCGCUGAGACGUUUAACUCUUGAUCCUGAUGGCAAUUUGAGGCUUUACAGUUUGCAGGAUGGGAGAUGGAUUGUUUCUUGGCAAUCCAUUAGUCAACAAUGUAGAAUUCAUGGCCUCUGUGGACAAAACAGCUUGUGCAAAUUUGAUCAUGUUUUGGGAAGGACAUGUUCUUGCUUGCCAGGAUACAAAAUUAAGAAUUCUACCGAUUGGUCCCAAGGCUGUAUAGCGGAAUUCACAGGCUCUUACGACAGGCGUGAGUUCGGAUUUCUCCGACUUACUCAUGUUCAUGUUGAAACCUACGGCUAUCAUAUAUUCAAGAACUACUCUUUACGGAGCUGUAACGAGCAUUGCCUGCAUUCCAAGGACUGCAAAGGGUUCCAAUUCAAAUACAACUUCGACGAGGGUAGCUACUAUUGUUUCCCCAAGAUAUUGUUGCUUAAUGGAUGCAGGACAACAAGUUUUGGGGGCGAUUUCUACUUGAAAUUACCCAAGUCCCGUUUAUGUUCGGAAAAUUGCAGUGAAGAAUCGAGGUCAGGUUGUCCGAACGUGAAUCAGAUCCUAAACAGAACGUAUGAAAAGGGCAAAGAAAAUGGAUACGUGAAGGUUCUGCUUUGGUUCUCUACUGCGCUAGGAAUUGUGGAAUUCAUUUGCAUCUUCUUGGUGUGGUGUAUUUUGUUUAGAAGUAAUGAGGACAACAAAGUAACAACCAAAGAAUACGUCCAAGCUGCAAGUAGAUUCAGAAGAUACACUUAUUCGGAGCUUAAAAAAGCAACCAAGAAUUUCACUGAGGAGAUAGGCAGAGGCGGCGCUGGGAUUGUAUACAGAGGUGCACUACCGGACCAACGCAUAGCUGCAAUCAAGCGCCUCCAUGAAGCUGACCAAGGAGAAGCAGAGUUCCUUGCUGAAGUGAGUACAAUCGGAAGGCUAAAUCACAUGAACUUGAUAGAGAUGUGGGGAUAUUGUGUAGAAGGGAAACACAGGCUCUUAGUUUAUGAGUACUUGGAGAAUGGAUCUUUAGCGGAUAAUCUAUCAAAAACAGCAUUAAAUUGGGCAAGAAGGUUUGAAAUUGCUAUCAGCACUGCAAAAGGUUUGGCUUAUUUGCAUGAAGAAUGCUUGGAAUGGAUUCUACACUGCGAUAUUAAGCCGCAAAACAUACUCCUGGACUCCAAUUUCCAACCAAAAGUCGCAGAUUUUGGUCUAUCCAAGCUGCUAAGCAGAGGUGGUAUCAACACCUCAAGUUUCUCAAGCGUAAGAGGUACAAGAGGUUACAUGGCUCCUGAAUGGGUAUACAAUCUUCCAAUCACGUCCAAAGUUGAUGUUUACAGCUAUGGAAUUGUGGUUUUGGAGAUGUUGACAGGAAAGAGCUCAACAGGGGCCCGUGCAGAAGGGAGAUCGGCAGAUUUGGAGCAGGGCCAGGAAAGGUUGGUUCCAUGGGCGAGGAAGAAGAUAAAUGGAGCCACUUCAGCGGAGACAUGGAUUGAAGAGGUCGCAGAUCCAAUGUUGGGAAAAGAUUAUGACAUAGAUAAGAUGAAACUCCUUAUUGAAGUGGCCUUACAAUGUGUGCAAGAAGACAUGCACGCUAGACCCACAAUGAGCCAAGUUGUACAGAUGCUAUCACUCCAUGAUAAUGAAGCUUCCCAGUACUUCCAAGGACCUUAAUUUUUAGGACAAGUUGAUCCUGUGCUUAUGUAGUAGUUAAUUUUAUUCGCUUUUAAUGUUUCUACCUUUCUUGUGCUCCUUUCUUUUAUGUACAACACUUUUCAAAAUCAUUUUUUUAACCGCACCAUAUAGUUUUUAAGAAUAGCACGAACAGAAACAGCCAUACCAAUAACAUCAGGCAUGGUAA
This is a messenger RNA of Rubroshorea leprosula, 2834 nucleotides long. NCBI's taxonomy places the organism in Eukaryota, Viridiplantae, Streptophyta, Magnoliopsida, Malvales, Dipterocarpaceae. The record is from the annotation of a GenBank genome assembly.